This is a messenger RNA of Paramormyrops kingsleyae, 3677 nucleotides long. Its product is annotated as relaxin receptor 1-like. The record is from RefSeq and is a predicted model, not a curated record. Gene Ontology annotation, molecular function: G protein-coupled peptide receptor activity; protein binding. Gene Ontology annotation, cellular component: plasma membrane. Gene Ontology annotation, biological process: activation of adenylate cyclase activity; adenylate cyclase-activating G protein-coupled receptor signaling pathway; hormone-mediated signaling pathway. NCBI's taxonomy places the organism in Eukaryota, Metazoa, Chordata, Actinopteri, Osteoglossiformes, Mormyridae.
GAUAUAGGCUACACAGAACUACAGCUAAUACACUAUAAAAGCAUAUAAAGCGAUUGUGUUCCAUUCACAGACUACUGCAGCAUGCAGAUACGUGUAGAUUAGUUUCAUUAACAAUAAUAGGCUGAACAACAACAACAAUAAUAAUAAUAUUAAUAAUAAUGUAUUUGUAAUUAGACAAAGUGUUACAAUAGCUUACAAGCAAAGUUUUAUUGGAGUGAUUUCGAAAAUACAGCCGAUCGCCCUUUUGACGUCAGCGGGCCCUAUGGCCCCUCAGAUCACUUAACCUGAUGACAUACAGACAUACCAGUUUCUCAUUCUUUAAUUAACCCUUGGACCUUCUCUAAAUGAGGCCGUUUGUAAGACACAAUAAUCUACUUUGCCGUGGUGGAGCGCCUGCCUGCGGCUUCAUUGCAGCCGCGGCUUCCUCGCUGAGGAUCCCCGCAUCGGGCUGCAGAGACCGGCAGGUGUGCACUUUCUUACUCCAGCCCUUUUGCUGGUGAGCAGCUGCAACCUGGAACAGCAUCGCCGAGGAGCAUCGCGGGCUGCAGAAGCUUCCCGCAAGUUCCUGAAGUAAUCGGGGGUUUGGAAGUUUCCACCACAUCGCCAUAGGCGCCGCCGAUGAGAAGCACUUUCCAUUUCAGGCACGAUGAAAGCUCCCUUUGUAGGAGUUAUUCUGUAUGGGAUUACAGUCGCAUCAGCCACAUAUAACAGCUCUGAAGACAAGUCUGAGUGCCAGCUUGGAUAUUUCCCCUGUGGGAACUUAACCACAUGCCUCCCUCAACUGCUGCACUGCAAUGGAGAGGACGACUGCGGCAAUCAAGCCGAUGAAGACGACUGUGGUGAUAACAAUGGAUGGCCUCAUCUAUUCGACAAAUAUUUUGGGAACCUUAAUAACAAGUCUGGUAACAAGUCAAUCAAAUGCUUGCUCGGGGUGGUUCCAAACCCCUGUCUCUGCAGAGACCUGGAACUGGACUGCGAUGACGCCCGUCUGCGCACCGUCCCAUCAGCAUCGGUGAACAUCACUAUGCUGUCCCUUCAGCAUAACAGACUGAGGAAGCUGAAUGCCGACAUAUUCUUAAAAUAUCAGAACCUUCAGAAACUAUAUCUGCAGCACAACAGAAUUCGAGCUGUGCACCCGAACGCAUUCAGGGGACUUUAUUAUCUAACAAGACUGUAUUUGAGUUACAAUAAAAUAUCUACUCUCAAGCCAGGCACUUUCAGGGACCUUCAGAAGCUGGAAUGGUUGAUACUGGAAAACAACAAAAUCAGUCAGAUUUCACCCAUGGCUUUCUCGGGAUUAAACUCACUGGUCCUUUUGGUGUUGCUGAAUAAUGCCCUAGUACAUCUGGAUGACAUCUGUCAGGGGAUGCCCAGACUGAACUGGCUUGAUUUGGAAGGUAAUCGUAUAGAGAGCGUUGGGAACGUGUCACUCUGCUCCUGCCACAUGCUGACCGUGCUUGUCCUGCAACGUAACAGAAUCUCCCGUUUAGAUGAAGGAGCCUUCUUAUCGCUGCAGAAGCUUGGGGAACUAGAUUUGUCCAGCAACAGAAUUGAAAAUAUCCCUAGAAAGCAGUUUGUCAGUCUCACUGAUCUUCUCCAACUAAACAUUUCAUACAACCCCAUUGUCGAGUUACAACUGGACCACUUUGCAAACCUGAAGCAGCUGAAAUCCCUGAGCAUAGAAGGAAUAGAGAUUGGGAGCAUACAGAGAAGAAUGUUUGAACCUCUGAAAAGUCUGACUCACAUAUACUUUAAGAAGUUCCAGUACUGUGGUUACGCCCCUCACGUGCGAAGCUGCAAGCCCAACACGGACGGCAUCUCCUCCUUCGAAGACUUGCUGGCCAACAUCGUGCUGCGGGUGUUUGUCUGGGUCGUGUCCUGCGUCACCUGCUUCGGCAACGUCUUCGUCAUCUGCAUGCGGUCGUACAUACGAUCAGAGAAUAAGCUACAUGCUCUUUGUAUCAUAUCCCUUUGCUGUGCUGAUGGCUUGAUGGGCGUGUACCUCUUCGUGAUUGGUGCAUACGAUAUUAAGUUCCGGGGCGAGUACAAUCGGCACGCCCAGGCCUGGAUGGACAGCCUGCAGUGCCAGGUGGUGGGUUCGCUGGCUAUGCUGUCCACUGAGGUCUCUGUCCUUCUCCUCACCUACCUGACCCUGGAGAAGCACAUCUGCAUCGUCUACCCGUUCCGUUACCUCGCCCCGGGCCGGGGGCGGACGGUGAGCAUCCUCGUCCUCAUCUGGAUCCUGGGCUUCGUCAUUGCCUUCACGCCGCUGGCGGGCAAGCACUUCUUCCGGAACUUCUACGGCACUAACGGUGUGUGCUUUCCCCUGCAUUCAGAGCAGCCAGAAAGCACUGAGGCUCAGAUCUACUCCAUUGCCAUCUUCCUUGGGCUGAACCUGGUAGCCUUUCUUGUCAUUGUCUUGUCCUAUGGAAACAUGUUCUACAACAUACAAAGAACAGGAACACGGGCCACAGUGACCAGUAACCACAUGAAGAAGGAGGUGACCAUUGCCAAGAGGUUCUUCUCAAUCGUCAUCACUGACUCUCUCUGCUGGCUCCCCAUUUUUGUGCUUAAGAUUCUGUCUCUGAUGCAGGUAGAAAUACCAGGUUCGAUCAGUUCCUGGGUGGUGAUAUUCAUCUUGCCGAUCAACAGCGCCCUCAACCCCAUACUCUACACGCUGACGACGCGUCCGUUCAAGGAGACCAUCCUUCAGGUGUGGGGUAGCUACAGACAGCGGGGGCCUCUGUCCCGCAAGCGUCCUCAGCACACACCGCCGUCCACCUGGAUGGGGAUGUGUCCCCUGCAGGCAGGUGUCCACAUCCCCUCAUCUCCUCUCGAGGAUCUGGCCAACCCCACCGACACCUUUGAAGCACCUCGACAUCUUCCAGAAAAGAGCAGGAGCAGAGCAUGUGUCUAUCUGCUCAAGUGGCAUGACAGUGUAGCUGACAUGUGACAGAAAUGACUCUCAUCAAGCGACCAUUCCUAAAGACGAUGUAGAUAUAAAUCAGGUAGAUUGUUUCAGCUAUUCAGUCCCAAAGGUUACUUCCAGGGGGUGGGACUUGCCGUUUUCUUUCGGUGGCGUGUAGAGAUGGAAAUGCUAAAAAUAUCUGCGAAGAAUCCACUCAUGCUGUUCAUGAAGUCAUAUAGUCCCACUCUGACCACCUGGACGCUUCGUGUUUUUAAAUGUUAUUGGUGCGUUUUUUUUGUGAGACAUUCAUCUCUCUCCCAAGAUUUCCCCAUAAUAGAAUAGUUUCUCCUGAUAUGUUUUUUCCGUCCUCGUGAUGAUCGUUAUACCUCAAACCAAGUGUCUGCUGUGAUGACCUUAGGGUAGUGUUUUCGAGCCCAGUCCCCGGGGACCCACAGACAGUCUGCAUUUUUGCUCCCUACCAGAAGCUGGGAGGGAGCAAAAACAUGGACUGUCUGUGGGACCCCGAGGACCGGAUUGGGAAUAUUGAUCUUUUCGAUUUUUCUUUUUUAAGAAAACGUUCACCCUUUACUUGGGAAAAUACUGAAUUUACAGUUUUUUGGCUCAAAAAAUUAUAAAAAGUUAUGUUUUGUGACAAAGGAAUGUACAAUUGUAUUUGUUGUUACAACUGGAAAAGAUUUAAAUGUUAAGUGUAAAGAGAAUAAUUGCAAAUGAUAUCAAGCCUAUGGAAAUGAGGUAAGAAGCAUAUUAA